GUUGCGCGCGCAAGUAGUGAAGGUCAAUCUCUCCUAGAAACAUCUGACUUGAAAGUUUUAAAGAUUAAUACAAGCAGUGAUGAGAAAAGAAGAGGUUCUUUGUUGAAAAUGGCAGAUAUAGGUGGUAAUUACGUAUCAUUUUUUGUUGUGGUUUUGGGUAUUAUAUUUUUGGAUGUUUUCUGUGUUGUUACUUCAACUACGAAUCCACCAAUUAACACUUCUUUUGGAGGAUCCUCAACUACUACUCCAUGGCCACAAUUAGGAGCUAAGAAACAACAUAAUAAUCAACAAAAAAUCAUUCCUCAACCAAAUAAUCAAAAUACUCAGUUAUCUUAUAAUACUCAAAUUAAUUCAAAACAAAAUCUACCUCAAAGACUUAAUAGUCCCAAUUAUGCUGAUGGUGCACAUAGUGGACUUGCACUGUCUUAUGGACCGGGUCAAGCUGUGCUUGUACCACAAUCAAAACCGCAAAAUAAUUUUCAAAAUCAAAAACAAAAUUUGAAUCAAAAUCAAAAUUUAAAUCAAAACCAAAAUUUGAAUCAAAAUCAAAAACAAAAUAUAAACCAACAACAAAAUUUGAAUCAAAAUUUAAAUCAAAAACAAAAUUUGAAUCAAAAUUUAAACCAAAAUCAAAAUGUUCCUCAAGGUGUUUGGGCAAAUAGUGGAAAAACCCAACAGGUUAUUAACAGCUUAACACCUUCAACUACAAAACCUGUUGUUUCUAAUUUAAUUACUCCAAAACCUACCGUUCAAACCCCGUCUUCAACUACAGGGUCGCUAAAGUCAAGUACAUCUAAUGAGAAACAAACGUUUUCUUCAACUCAAAAUCCAAGCGUUUCAACUGAAAAAUCAAGCGGUGAUGAUGAGGAGUUACGUCAAUUUUUCGAACAGUUGAUUAAAAAAGACGCUGGAAAUACUGCUCAACAUGUUACAGUUAAUUAUCAAGGAAAAACUACAUCGAGGUCAGCAAUUGAUGAAGCACCAUUACCAUUAUUGAAUAUAAAUCCAGCCGCUUAUCAAGUUUCAUCAAUUUCGAAACUACUGGCCCUUCAUAACAAUUAUAUCUUAGAAACAAACGUAAAUGAACACGUUACACCUCAAGAAAGAUUAGAAGAAAAUGAUUUAUUAGAUAGUAUAAUAAAUAGUGCUGUGAUGCAAUCUGCUAGAAAUUUUUUGGUACAAAAAGGAAUUGUAUCGAAAGAUCCCAAAGAUUUUCGUGAUAAAUUAAAGGAAAUGUGGUUUAGUAUGUACUCAAGAGGAGGUGGUAGAAUCGGAUCUAGCGGAUUCGAACAUGUCUUUUUGGCGGAAAUUAAAAAUAGCGAUGUUACCGGAUUGCAUAAUUGGCUUUAUUUUAAGGAUGCUGAAGCGAAAGGAUUAGCUAAUUAUUUGGGAUACAUGAGAAAAAUUGAUUUGGGAAAUAAAGGAUCUAUUUUAAAACAUCAUUUUACUUUUAAUGGUCAUGAUAAACCAGUUGGAUCAAUGUUUAUAGGGACAAGUCCUGAACUUGAAAUUGCGUUGUACUCAACUUGUUUCUUACUCAAACCAGACCAAGUUUGUCCUAUGAGAUUUGAUGGAAAGAACUUUAUCAUAAGAACUUAUACGUUUAGAUACAGGGGUAAAAAUAUGAUUGGAAGUGCUUUCCCUGAAAUAUAAGAACUUAAAUUUUAUAAAAGUCAUUUUAUAAUUUUUUAUACUGAUGUAAUGGCUGUAAAACUUUUAAAUAAAUUAAU
This is a messenger RNA of Onthophagus taurus, 1730 nucleotides long. The record is from RefSeq and is a predicted model, not a curated record. Lineage: Eukaryota; Metazoa; Arthropoda; Insecta; Coleoptera; Scarabaeidae.